Messenger RNA from Cyphellophora europaea CBS 101466, 378 nucleotides. RefSeq lists its product as uncharacterized. NCBI's taxonomy places the organism in Eukaryota, Fungi, Ascomycota, Eurotiomycetes, Chaetothyriales, Cyphellophoraceae. Bases 1 to 378 code for a protein of 125 amino acids. The transcript has 2 exons. The record is from RefSeq and is a predicted model, not a curated record.
AUGUCUGACAACAACUUCAACGUCACCGCGGAAGAUGUCCGCAACCUUGAAGCAAAGGAGGCCAAGUUCCACGGCGGCAACCCGCCUAGCAUGGCCGAGGGCGGUGACGCUGCAGCACUAAAGCAAAUGCUCUCGGAACAAGAAUCCAAGACCGAGCAGAUUGACCGCGUCAAGGCCAAUCUGCCCCUACCGGACCAGCCCAUCGGCGGAGCGAGUGCAGACCUGCAGUCCGCCGACCAGAGAACGGUCAAUGUUGGCAGCGGUGGCGUCAACGCAAAGUUGGGCACCCAGAGCAGCAGUGGUCUCCGGGAACCUGCUACCGCUGACAGCAGCGUGAGAGUUGACGGCGAGGAGCUCAAGAAGCCCACUCAGCCAUAA